This is a messenger RNA of Aspergillus sclerotioniger CBS 115572, 1660 nucleotides long. Its product is annotated as phosphatase PAP2 family protein. The coding region runs from base 81 to 1397 and encodes 438 amino acids. Gene Ontology annotation, cellular component: inositol phosphoceramide synthase complex. Lineage: Eukaryota; Fungi; Ascomycota; Eurotiomycetes; Eurotiales; Aspergillaceae. The transcript is spliced from 2 exons. The record is from RefSeq and is a predicted model, not a curated record. Gene Ontology annotation, molecular function: inositol phosphoceramide synthase activity. Gene Ontology annotation, biological process: inositol phosphoceramide metabolic process; sphingolipid biosynthetic process.
UUUUUCAACUUCGCCGGUGUUGCUGGGACUCUUCCUGAACACACGAUUCUACGGAGUCUCCUGCGAGACUAGCCGCCGAGAUGAAUACCUCCCUUCCCUCAUGGAAGGAUCGCACGCAAAACCAGUUCGGCAAGCUCCAAAUUCAGGUACCAUGGCGGUCGAUUCAGCUUCUGGUUCCGCAUCGCAUGCGACGGAAGAUUCGCUCCAAGCUGCGCAGCAGGCUUUCUCCGACGUCCUCGAUAUCGUCUCUGCAGACUUCAUUUUCGCCCAUGGAUACGCUCCGAUCGCUUCAGAGCCAUCGUUGGACGCUCUAUGACUUCCAAUACCUGCUUCUGUUGAUUAUCGGGAUCUUUUCCCUCAGCGUGAUGGGAUCUCCCGGACCUCUGGCGAAGACGGCCAUGUUCACGAUGCUCCUCCUUUCUCUUCUACUCCCGAUCACCCGCCAAUUCUUCUUGCCGUUUCUUCCGAUUGCGGGAUGGCUUAUCUUCUUCUAUGCUUGCCAAUUCGUCCCCAGCGAUUGGCGCCCCGCCAUCUGGGUCCGCGUGCUUCCGGCCCUGGAAAACAUCCUCUACGGAGCCAAUAUCAGCAACAUUCUGUCUGCUCAUCAGAACGUUGUCUUGGACGUGCUGGCGUGGCUGCCCUACGGCAUCUGCCACUACGGCGCGCCAUUUGUCUGCUCCGGCAUCAUGUUCAUCUUCGGUCCUCCCGGCACGGUUCCUCUCUUCGCACGGACUUUCGGUUACAUCAGCAUGACUGCCGUCACCAUCCAGCUGUUUUUCCCCUGCUCCCCUCCGUGGUACGAGAACCUGUACGGCCUGGCACCGGCCGACUACUCCAUGCCGGGUAACCCUGCGGGCCUCGCUCGCAUUGACAAGCUCUUUGGCAUCGAUCUGUACACCUCGGGCUUCCGGCAGUCACCCGUCGUGUUCGGGGCCUUCCCUUCUCUUCACGCCGCGGAUUCGACGCUGGCCGCUUUGUUCAUGAGCCACGUCUUCCCCCGGUUGAAGCCUUUGUUCGUCACCUACACCCUUUGGAUGUGGUGGGCAACCAUGUACCUGUCGCACCACUAUGCAGUGGAUUUGGUCGGUGGUGGUCUCUUGGCGACCGUCGCCUUCUACUUCGCCAAGACCCGAUUCCUCCCCCGCGUGCAGAGCGACAAGACGUUCCGCUGGGACUACGACUAUGUGGAGAUUGGCGAUUCCUCGCGUGAAUAUGGCUACGACUUGGCCUACGAUGGCGACUUCAACCUCGACAGCGAUGAGUGGACGGUUGGAUCAUCCUCCUCCGUCUCUUCCGGCUCCUUGAGCCCGGUUGACGACCACUACACCUGGGAGGGCGAGUCCCUGGCUUCGCCCAUCGUCGAUGUCGAGUCCGGCAGACAUAUGAUCAGUUCCUGAACCGCCCACCUUGCACCGACUUCACUGCAUAUACAGCAUCCACUUCUUGCAUCUAUUUACGAACGGCGUUAGCACAUUUGACGACAUGCUGGGUUUAUUGCAUUGAGCAGAUUUCGACACAUAUAUCUUUAAUACUGCUUUUCUUCGCAGACCAGGUCGGAUGGUUUCGAUCUCCGUUUUGGAUUGGUCACCCUGGAUACUGCUUGUUUUACCUCUCCUCUUGACCUACUGUACAUCAUACCGCACUUAUCCGGGCUGCGUUG